AUUAAAUUGGGUUUGGCGAGGAAAAGAAGGGGAGAGAAGGCAGCCAGCAGCAGGAGAGGGGUGAAGCUAACCUAACCUAGCUCCGGAAACCCUAAUUCGGCCUCCAAGAAGCUGAUUCUCAUCCUGAAGCUUGAAUCUUUGCAACAACCAAUCUAUUGGUCCGCCAUCGUCCUUCUACUUCGAUCAAUCUGACCUGUUCAGGGGUUUGCGGAGGAAAAAAAUCAGGUGGAACCUAAGACACAUUUGCAGAAGAUAAAGAGGGAUAAUGGCUGUUCCUGGUUUCAUCAAACAAGUUAUAUAUGAUGAUGCUGAUGAUGAUGAUGGGCCUACAAUUUUUAAAAGGACAAACCCUGCUUCCAAGCGAAGUCAGUUAAAUUCGGCUUCUAAGAAACCAGCAUCUCAAAAGCACAUUAACUCUUUGGGAAAGCUCGCAGAUAAAGGUACUCCAAAUUAUGGGAAUUCCAAUUUUCCAAAGAUUGAGAUGACUUGUACUGUGAAGGCACCAAGCGAGAAAUCUAAGUCUAUAAUUGCUGGCUCAAAUUCUAGGACUGCAUUACCUGAUCAGUCAAAACAUUUUGCAGAACAGAAACUGACAAGUAAUAAUAACAAAACAACACAUUAUAAUUUUUGUGCUAAUGCUGAAAACUCAGAUGAUUCAGAUGAUGACAAACCAUUAAGUCACAGACUUAAUGCAGUUUCUACGGUGGUUCAGAAGAACAAUUCCAUGCAUAUGGAGAAAGUGGUAAAUCAUUCUUCUGAACAUAAAUUGGCAACUAGCUGCAAGGGGAAGAUGACUCUGGAUAAGCCAUGUGGUAAAAAUGAGGAUUCUGAUGAUUCUGAUGAUGAUAAGCCAUUAAGCUCCAAAUUUUCUUCGUCAGUGGUUGCUGGGAAAAACAGCUCCUUGCAUGCCAAGCAGGCGCUCGAGUCCCCCAGGCAUACCUCACUCUCAUCACAAAAGCCAAAAGAAAGUACCAAGGAAGAUUCUGAUGAUUCAGAAGAUGAUAAGCCAUUGCUCUCUAGGUUCCAACCAAAAUCCACUGGUGGUGCAUCUACAAAAAAUUCUCACUCUGUUGAGAAGCCUUUGGCUUCUAAAGUUAAGCCUAAUGGUUCCAUCAAGAAGGAAGCAAGUAAUGAAUCAAAUCCAAAAGGUGCAAACAAGCGUCCUCUUGGUGAUACCAAUAAUCCUAUAUAUUCUUCAAUUAAAAAGGCAAAAGUCUCUGAUUCCUCUCACCCUAUAAAAAUUAAGCAAGAAGUUGUAAAGAAAGAAACAGAUAAAGAUGACGAUGACCAUAUACCAGUUGCACAAAGAAUAAAAAAAUCAGGGUCAUCAGACAACAAAUCGUCCACCAAUAAAGUGAUGAAGAAGAUCACUUCUUCGUCAUUCAAGAAGGAUGGCAAGAAAAUGAAGAAAGCAUUGAAGGGUUCGAAAUUCUCAAAGUCCCUGAAUGUGCCUCCUGGAUCUGGUGGGGGUCAGAAAUGGACUACCUUGGAGCACAACGGUGUUAUUUUCCCUCCGCCUUACAAGCCUCAUGGGGUCAAAAUGCUCUACAAUGGGCAGCUAGUUGAUUUGACUCCUGAACAAGAGGAGGUUGCAACGAUGUUUGCAGUUAUGAAGGACACAGAUUACGCCACCAAGCCAAAAUUCAUUGAGAAUUUUUGGAAUGACUGGAAACAAAUACUGGGUAAAAGUCAUGUCAUUAAAAAAUUUGAACUCUGUGAUUUUACUCCAAUCUAUGAAUGGCAUCUGAGAGAGAAGGAGAAGAAAAAACAGAUGAGUGCCGAGGAGAAGAAGGCCUUAAAAGAAGAAAAAUUGAAGCAAGAGGAGAAAUACAUGUGGGCUAUUGUUGAUGGUGUAAAAGAGAAGGUGGGGAAUUUCAGAGUUGAACCACCAGGAUUGUUUCGAGGCCGUGGAGAGCAUCCAAAGAUGGGAAAGCUGAAAAAACGCAUUCGGCCAAGUGAUAUUACCAUCAAUAUCGGUAAAGGUGCACCGAUUCCGGAAUGUCCGGUACCUGGUGAAAGGUGGAAGGAAGUAAAACAUGAGAAUACUGUUACAUGGUUAGCAUUUUGGAAUGAUCCAAUAAAUCCGAAAGAGUUUAAAUAUGUAUUUUUGGCAGCAAGCAGCACAUUGAAGGGACAAAGUGACAAAGAAAAAUAUGAGAAAGCCAGACUGUUGAAGGAUUACAUUCAUAAUAUUCGUGCAAAUUAUACAAGGGAUUUUACUAGUAAAGAUGCUACAAAGCGGCAAAUAGCUGUGGCCACUUACCUUAUCGAUAAGCUAGCGCUUAGGGCAGGCAAUGAGAAGGAUGAUGAUGAGGCUGAUACUGUUGGUUGCUGCACUUUGAAAGUGGAGAAUGUUUUGAUCCCUCCAAAUAAGUUGCAGUUCGACUUCCUUGGUAAAGAUUCUAUUAGAUAUUUCAAUACUGUGGAGGUUGAGCUACCUGUCUAUAAAGCAAUUGGAGAAUUCCGGACUGCAAGAAAAAGUGAUGGAGAAGAUCUCUUUGACUUGCUGGAUACAAGUAAGCUUAAUGCUCAUCUGAAGGAACUCAUGCCUGGUCUUACUGCAAAAGUUUUUCGUACAUUCAAUGCUUCCAUUACUUUGGAUGACAUUUUGAAUAAGGAAACCAAGGAGGGUACUCUUCCAGAAAAAAUUGCUGUUUAUCAGCAUGCAAACAAAGAGGUAGCAAUCAUAUGUAAUCAUCAACGCAGUGUCUCCAAGUCUCAUGAUGCCCAGAUGUCAAGAUUGAAUGAAAAGAUAAUGGACUUAAAGACCCAAAGGGAGGAAUUGAAGGUGGAUUUGAGUAGGGCAAGGAAAGGGAAGCCCCCAUUAAAAGAUCGAGAAGGGAAGACAAAGCGGAACUUGUCCCCUGAAGCGUUAGAGAAGAAGAUUGCUCAGAUUGAUGCAAAGAUAGAGAAGAUGGAAUUGGACAAAAAGAUAAAAGAAGAUUUGAAGACGGUAGCUUUGGGUACAUCAAAGAUCAACUACCUGGAUCCUAGGAUAUCGGUUGCAUGGUGCAAGCGCCAUGAAGUUCCAAUUGAGAAGAUAUUUAACAAGUCAUUACUUGGGAAAUUUGCUUGGGCAAUGGACGUCGACCCCGGCUUCAGAUUCUAACAGAUCAGUUAUUGGCGUACUUCAUUUUUCUUGCACUAAGAUGGAGAAAUGCCUCCUGGCAGCUGUCUUAAAUUAAUUUUAUUUAGAUGGGGAAAAAAUAUAAUGUUGUAAGAUCAUGUUUUUCGACGCUCGUGGGCGUCGAGAAGCCUCCGGCAUUACUUGUAGGAACUUCUGUCAAAUGUACUACAAUUCAAAUUAGUUGAGAAAUUGAGUUCUUGUUAUUGGAAAUUUGUUUCUUAAACACAUUGCUUCAAGGAUUGUCAUUCUUCGACAUUGAUUUGCA
Molecule: messenger RNA, 3392 nt
Organism: Phoenix dactylifera (date palm)
Lineage: Eukaryota; Viridiplantae; Streptophyta; Magnoliopsida; Arecales; Arecaceae
Product: DNA topoisomerase 1 beta-like
Biological process (GO): chromosome segregation; DNA topological change; DNA replication
Cellular component (GO): nucleolus; chromosome
Molecular function (GO): DNA binding; DNA topoisomerase type I (single strand cut, ATP-independent) activity
Source: RefSeq, a predicted model, not a curated record